Ostreococcus tauri is the source of this 5676-nucleotide messenger RNA. Its product is annotated as Concanavalin A-like lectin/glucanases superfamily. The record is from RefSeq and is a predicted model, not a curated record. The transcript has a single exon. NCBI's taxonomy places the organism in Eukaryota, Viridiplantae, Chlorophyta, Mamiellophyceae, Mamiellales, Bathycoccaceae. Bases 1 to 5676 code for a protein of 1891 amino acids.
AUGGCGCGUCCCGGUCGAGCAACGGCCCGAGGAGCCGCGGGGGUUCGCGCGCGUUCGCGCGCGCCCUGGACGUUCGCGAUCGCGAUCGCGGUGAUUUCAAGGGUUGUGGGGGUGCGAGCGGCGGUGUCCACCGGGGCCCCGCUCUCGGGGGCGACGAACGGGGCGGCGGAGGCGGUUUUGGAUUACAAGAGCGUUCCGGGAGGGCGGUGCUCGCCGAACGAUUCGACGAACACGAUCGUGUGCGACAAGCUCGAGCCGGCGUCGACGAAGAAUUACGCCUCGUUUGAUUUCGUCGUGUACGACGUGAACGGAGCUCGGUGCGAUUUGUGUGGGAGGGAGUGUAGCCUGGACGGGAGCGCGUGGGCGUAUUGCGGCGCCACGCCAGUGUGGUACUUUGGAUUGACGGUGGGACAGCAUCAGUUCAAGGUGCGAGGUUUAGGAGGAGAUAAUACGCCUGGUAAUACCCCUGAAGUUUACAACUGGGUGAUAGAAGAUCCACUAACGGUGGAGUGGGACUCGGCGUACGCGACGCCUUCAACCUACGGGACGUCGAAUUCAGUAAAUACAUUCUACAUGCAGUCAUCGCGGCCGUCGUCAGCUUACGUUCAGUUCGAGUACAGCACGACGAACGAUUACAUCAAAACCUACACAAGAUUGCCGACCGGGACGAGUUCGGUGAACGUGACGCCGAGUUACGGGGUCAACGAAUUCACCUUUAGAGCAGUAUCCAUUGAAAGUUACACCGGGAAAUUGCUAACGGAGUCCUCCGUGAACCAAAUUUCUGUGACGUACACCAUAGAUAACGUGAAUCCAUCGGUGACAUUCGUCAGUGGAUUGGCGGAUGGUGCUAAUCCGUCGAUGGAUACCGUGUCGUACGUCGUAUCAAGCACAGAUGUGGAUGUGGUGAACAGUAACGUUCAGUCAGGACUGCAGAAGAUCGAGACGCAGUUCACGCGUGUGGAUAACGGGGCGUCGAAUCCUUCACCCUUACACACAUGGAUGACGUACACCGCGUUUUCGGGGAGUCCCACGGACAAAAACGUGACUGUAACCCUGACAAAUCUCGCAACACUCGCAGAUGGGACGUAUGAGUUAUUAGUUAGAUCUACAGACAACGCCGGUAAUGUCGCGACGGCUGCCAGCAGAACGAUGGCUGUGCAGCUCGCGAGUAUGAUGAGGGUUCCAGAUGCUUCUCGUUUGAACGCCACGACGACAUCAGGAGCUCAAACUGCGUCGGGGGCGAUCACGCUCGCAUCGGUGCCGAGCGAUGGAUCGUUAGUGCCUACGGCGUACGAGGUGAGCGGAAUCGUUGGUGGUGUGUUAGCUCUCGAAUCCGCACCAACAGUGCCUUUGGCGAACAAUACGCUGGUAUCUCCAUCAGAUGCUACCACUGGAUUCAGAUUCACGCCGACGGUGUGCACGUAUACAGGCGAUGCGUUAUCAAGCACAUUUGGAUUUGAUUUGAAGCCGUCGACGAGCACGACAGAUCUCACGAAGGUCGUUGAUCUUCCUGCGCACUCUUACAUAACCGUCACAUGGACGAACAGUCCCCCUAUAUUGAGCUUGAUUGCUGCCUACGAGUUGACACCCAUUCAUAUUGCAGAUGCUGCCAACAUGGGCACAACUGUGCGCGACUUUUUGGAUGCACACGUGUUGGAUUGCGACGCUCAGCCUUCAUUGCGAACUGUUCCGUAUGGCGUUGCAGUGGUGGGAAGCGAUCAAACACGAGGGACAUGGCAAUUUUCAACAGAUUCAGGUGCGUCCUGGACGAACUUUGACACCAACGGUGCGUUGAGCACGACCAAUGCGCUGAUACUCAAAGCCGAAUCGAACGAGCGGGUCAGGUUCGUUCCAACGUUCACGUCGCUUGAGGACGAGUUCAUGGUGUCGUUUGCAUUCCGUGGAUGGGAUGGAACGACAAGCGAGUCAACUGGUGCGACGGGAGUUGAUAUCACAACGAAUUCACACACUUCACCGUCGGGGUCAAUAAGCGCGUCAACAGCCACUGCUUUCCUUUUAGUGCGCGGUUUCUCCCACUCCUUUUUUGAACGGACCGAUAAGACGGUCACUGCUUCUACCAGGAGGACGUUUGAGUCAGGUGCGAACAGCUGUCCUCCGUCGCAUCGUCGUUCUGUUCGGAUCCCUGUUGCUACUGCGACGGAGGGUGCCGAACCCAAGAUCAAGUCUUCAUCAGCGCUUACCGUGACUCCACCUUGGACAAUCGAGGCAUGGGUGCGUCGCGACGUGUGGCUCACCGCUCAAACCCUGUUUGCGAGUCCAAGCGAUGGCAGUGCGAUCAUGCUUGAAAUGAGCGAAGCGAGUGGGAAGGUUGGCAUUGUACCUCCCAGUGGGGUCAGUGGAGGAACGUUUAAUUACCUCGCUCCACUUGGAACGUGGGUGCACCUGGCGUUCGUGAUGUAUGAAAGCAGCUAUCCAACAGCUUACAGCGCUCCAGGCGCAAAUCUUCGAUUGGUCGUGAAUGGAGCCUUCCACAGUGAGCUCACUAGCGUCGGAUUCAACAUGCCUCACGGAAUCAUCGGUGGCUCUGGUAUUGCAGGCUUCUCCAUCGACGAGGUGCGAUACUGGUCCGUGGCUAGGUCGAUUGAGGAUAUUCACACCAACAUGGAACGCUUCAUGGCUGGGAGUGAGACAGGUUUGGUCUCGUAUGUCCCCUUUGAUGCUGGAUGUGGUUUGUCCGUGUCUGAUAGGUAUGCUGGUAGCUCAGCAACUUGGACUCUAACAGCAGCCGAAUGGAUAGAUGCCCGUAUGUUCAAGUGCGCUUUCGUGAGCGCCAUCACACCGCCCGUGAUAAACUUGUACAGUCCUCAGAACACAGUGAUGCUGAUUGGUGAACGUUUUAAACACCCAUCGUCGGCUGCGGGCUACGACUGGGGCUCAGACUCCGUGUCUAAAUUUGACGGACUCAAUGCCGUUUGCAUAUUCGGUUCGUCGAGCGCUGGAAAUCGAACAUCGCCGGCGGAUGUGAUCUCAGACACGGCGGUCUUAUGUUUUCCGCCGGAUGUGGCACACGACGUCGCGGUUGUGCAGCCCGUGUUUUGUGACUAUUCCCUUGGCUGUUGUACAGGCGAGACGACGGUCGAUUACCAUAUCGAAAACGCUACAACCAGGCCUUAUGAUGCUAAUUACGUAUCGUACGCCGUGAAUGAGGUCCCAAUGUACGACACUCCGAGUCUUACUUUCAGCCGUGGUGAGAUCACGAAUAUGUUACCAGCAGCGAUCGAUGAGGCUCUCGGUGGCAUUCUAACAGUCACUGGUUACGGUUUCUCUCCGUCGAUCGACACAAAUUUUGUCAACGGAGCUCCAAAGUGUGCGUUUCGGUACGGGUCAUCUAGCGAGUCUCUCUACACAGACGCCGAACUUAUCUCGGACACGUUGAUGAAAUGCGAGUUUCCCACCAGAUCGCGAGCAGAUAUGGAAAAUGCUGAAGCCAGAACAUCGGUUGAGAUUGCUCUAGUAUAUUUAUAUGGCGAUGAAGCUUGGAGCUACCAAACUGGAUGGAUCGAGGUAGUGGUGUCGAGCUACGACUUGCAUUUUGGGCUUGACGAGCCACUCACGAGCGUCUCAGAAUUGGGUGGGAGCGUACUCUCGAUAACCGCAAUUUUUGAUGAACCAGAUACGUCCAGUGUCAGGGUCAAGCACGACUCUGGUCGAGUGACGUCGACAGACGUAGCGUGCGCGUUUGGCACUGUUAGACCAAUUUCGGCUAGAUACAAUGAAUCCGAGACGUUUGAAUGCGUCGCCCCAGCCGCGCCGAGGGCAACCCCCACGAGUGUGCCACUUUUCGUUUCGCUGUUCGCGUCAUCUAUGUUUACAUCUUUUUCCCAGUUGACGCUUCUCUCAUCUUCAGGAGAGCUGGAUUACGUCGCUCAACCGAUUGUUACGGACAUUUUCCCAAGGCAACUCUUCGCAGUACCCACAGCGAACCUACUAUUCGCCGUUGGAUCCGAUUUUCCAAGUUUCAGCCCGCGGUGUCGAUUGAACUCAACAUACCUCACCGUGAACAGUUAUCUCUCGUCAGAGCUCGUUCUGUGUUCUGGCGUCGGCGUGGGUGGGGCAACUCCCGGUUUCCACGCCGUACUCGUGGAUAAUUACAUGUUGAAUGUGGAUGACGUGUACUCUCCAGGCAAUUAUGACAACGGUGUGAUGAUUCGAGAUGAUGCGCAUGUAGGCACAAUCGUCACCGCUGGAGUGACCGGUCCACUUUAUGGGGGAUGGGCGCUCACCGUCUCCGGAUCUGGAUUUUUGCCAGGUGAUGGAUGCUCUCUGCAUGUAGCGCCAGGAGAACCGAACGAGGUGUUGGAUGAUCCCACUUUCGGACAUUUUGUAAGCAGCGCAUUGAUGAAGUGUCUUGCGCCAAGAGUCGAAGAAAAUCCCGAGAGCUGGUACCUCCCGGAUGAAUCCAGUGGCUGGGUCACACAGCUUGUCGCUCGCCUUGCGGUUGAGUCCGUGGAUCGAAACAAUGACCCAAAGUCUCACGUGAAGUUACUUCACGGUUUAAAUAACGCAAGUGUCCUCGCAAAUUCUUAUGCCGAGGCGACUUCAAUUGAGUUUACUAGAGAAGAUCACGUCUUUCUGAAUCCUCAAGGAGGAAGUGAACUUGCUCUCGUUGCCAAGAAUGGAACGGCGUCGUUUCUCAGCUCAUCAUGCCGAUUCGGAACGAUUCAAGUCCUUGCAGACUGGAGUUGGUCGAGUAACGAGACGUCGACGACAUCGCUGGUGCGCUGCAUUUCGCCCGCAUUCGGGAAGUACAACGCCAACAAGUAUCGUUUCUCCGUGACUCAAGGAGAUCCCGGGCAUUACGGUGAAUUUGUGGUGGAUAGCCUCAAGAUGAUGAAGUCUAUAGACGAUGAUACCAUUUAUGAGUACGUGAACAACGCGAAGCAGCUCGCAACCCAGUUUGGUUUAUCCUCUCCUAGCGAGCAGCUUGCUCUGUAUGAGUGCUACGUCAAGGGCGACAGGAAUUUUGUAUUAGGUGCGUUUCAGGCGAUUUCUUCGAACGUGUACGACUGUUCGAUCAAAAACAUGUUCGAUCAGUUGGGCUACCGUACCAACUUGGCGUUCGUGUCUUUCGGUAUCGGGAUUAGAGGUGGCGAGGACGUGAUUACACCACUUUUACUCCAGUACACGCCGCCGCCAAUGAUAUCAUCCGUCGCAGUGAGCGCGGUGCCACCGCCUUACGGUUAUCGUCCAGCCUUCACCGAGAGUAAUUGCACUACGCUGAAAGAUGCUGCGUCGAUGACACGCGAUCUCUCCCAUAGUGUGUACGAGGGUCGACCCCAGACGCCAUUUGAAGUUGAGAAAUUCGUGUUGCCCGCCUUGGACAUCUUUGGAGGGGCAUGGUGGCACGUUUCAAACGCAGUGGGUAACCCUCUGCACAUACGAGGUCUUUAUUUCAAAUCACCCCAGGACGGGGGGGAAAUAUUGGUAUCGUUUAAACACGAAGAAACGUCGGCCACCGCGAGGGGUCACUUCGUCUCCUCGGCGUUGAUCCUGGUGGAGGUGCCAAUCACCGUCGACGGCGAGCACGAAACUACGGUUCGCGCUUCCGUCGAUAACGGUGUUUCUUGGUCGCAAGAGCGUGUCGCGUUUAGAAUACACGAGUUAGAUUAUGUCGAUCGCGAUUUGCAGACGAUCAGGCAAGCGUGCGCGACGUAA